GCAUCCAAGGUGCGCGCAUCAGGGGGAGCGAGGGGAGCGGGGGGAGGGGGGGGGGAGGGGAGCAUGGGGGAAGGGGGAGCGGGGGGGAGGAGGGGGGAAAGUGGAGGGAAAACGGGGGGGGGGGCUGGAACAACACAGGAGGGGAGAAAAAGGAGAAUAGUGGGGGAUAGUGAAGUGUGGACGGAAAUCCUCACCACAGUGCGCCGGAACUACCCCUUCUUCAACCGCACCAACGGCCGAGAUCACUUCAGCAUCCUCACGCUCGAUCACGGCCGUUGCCACUCGCUCACGUUCGUGGACCCGGGCCUCGUGGGCGAGAUGUUCUUUGUGACUUAUAACGGGGACAAGCUUGUGAGGAGUGUGCACGCGAGCAAGGAGCGCAGCAUGCAGGCCAUAACAUACAACUACAGGAUCCCAGUGGACCCCUCUCUGCCAGACAUCCCCUGCUACCUGCCGGAUCGAGACAUUGUCGUGCCCGUGCUCGUGGCCAAGGGGCUGCCACUGGUGGCGCCGUGGGAGGGCGAGAGGGACCGCACCGUGCUGUUCCGGUUUGGUGCGGGGCAACAUCACGGGGUGCCGAUUUGGCAUCACGGGCAUCAAAUACGCAAGGAGUUGCUGGAGCUGUACACGCAUGCAGGGUACGAGGGGUGGGACUUUGCAGAGAAGGGCGAGGGGGAGACCGACCCUGACUGGCGAAGAGCUGUCUUCUGCAUCUGCCCGCCCGGCCACUCCCAGUGGACCAGCCGCCCCUUCAAGGCGCUCAUCUCGGGGUGCAUCCCAGUGACGUUCUUCCGCGGGCACGACAAUCCCUGGGACGACGAGCUGGACUGCUCCACCGUGUUCCCCCAAACAUGCCACCUCUCCCCCCCCACCCACUCCCCUCUUCCCCCAACCAUACGCUCAUCUCAGGGGUGCAUCCCAGUGACGUUCUUCCGAGGACACGACAACCCGUGGGACGACGAGCUGGACUACUCCACCGUGUCAGUUAACAUCGACCCGGACGAGCUGCACACGCUCAAGGAGAGGCUUGACGCCGUUCCCAUCAAGAAGCUGCAGCGGAACAUUGAGCAGAUUCAGCUGGACUACUCCACAGUGUCAGUCAGCAUCGACCCGGCCGAGCUGCACACGCUCAAGGAGCGGCUUGACGCUGUGCCGAUUAAAAAGCUGCAGCGCAACAUCGAGCAGAUUCAGGUGGGUGUGUGGGCGGGUACGAGUCAGGUUGUAUGUAUGCAUGAGGAGGAGUCACGACAACCCCUGGACUAUUCCACCUGGACUAUUCCACCUGGACUAUUCCACCUGGACUAUUCCACCUGGACUAUUCCACCGUGGCGGUCGACAUUGUUAGAUGUCCGGGAUUUUAUUUGA
Molecule: messenger RNA, 1365 nt
Organism: Closterium sp. Naga37s-1
Lineage: Eukaryota; Viridiplantae; Streptophyta; Zygnematophyceae; Desmidiales; Closteriaceae
Source: the annotation of a GenBank genome assembly